Myripristis murdjan (pinecone soldierfish) is the source of this 2646-nucleotide messenger RNA. RefSeq names its product glutamic-oxaloacetic transaminase 1, soluble (gene got1). NCBI's taxonomy places the organism in Eukaryota, Metazoa, Chordata, Actinopteri, Holocentriformes, Holocentridae. The record is from RefSeq and is a predicted model, not a curated record. The transcript has 9 exons. Gene Ontology annotation, cellular component: cytosol. The coding region runs from base 106 to 1338 and encodes 410 amino acids. Gene Ontology annotation, molecular function: L-aspartate:2-oxoglutarate transaminase activity; pyridoxal phosphate binding. Gene Ontology annotation, biological process: L-aspartate biosynthetic process.
UCUUGUAUUCCCCAAAUCCAAGCUGAAGGUGAAGGUCCUCUGUGGUCCCGUUAACAGUCCGGGCAGCCGCUUACCUUCUCCUCUACAUUCCUCCGCAUCAAAAUCAUGUCUGUAUUCAGCGAGGUACCGCAAGCAGCUCCUGUCGCUGUCUUCAAACUAACUCAGGAUUUCAAUAACGAUCAACAUCCACAAAAGGUGAACCUCGGAGUUGGGGCCUACAGGACAGAUGAGGGCCGGCCGUGGGUUCUGCCCGUGGUGAAGAAGGUGGAAAAGCUCAUUGUGCAUGAUGACAGGCUGAACCACGAAUACCUGCCCAUCCUGGGACUGCCUGAGUUCAGAUCCUCAGCAUCCAAGAUCGCGCUGGGAGAUGACAGCCCUGCUAUAAAGGAGGAGAGGGUGGGAGCAGUCCAGUGUCUGGGGGGUACAGGUGCUCUGAAAAUUGGCGCAGAAUUCCUCAGGCGUUUUUACAAUGGAAACAACAACACCAAGACACCUGUCUAUGUGUCAGCGCCCACCUGGGAAAAUCACAAUGCUGUGUUUGCCAAUGCGGGCUUUGAGGAUGUCCGUCCAUACAAGUACUGGGACGCAGAGAAGAGGGGUCUGGAUUUGAAUGGUUUCCUUGGUGACCUGGAGAGUUGUCCAGCGCACUCUAUCUUUGUCCUGCAUGCUUGUGCCCACAAUCCAACUGGCACAGACCCCACCCAGGAGCAAUGGAAGAAGAUUGCUGAAGUUAUGAUGAGGAGGAAGCUGUUCGUGUUCUUUGACUCAGCCUACCAGGGGUUUGCCUCAGGCAGUCUGGAAAAGGAUGCCUGGGCUGUCCGCUACUUUGUCUCCAUGGGCUUCGAGAUGUUUUGCGCCCAGUCAUUCUCGAAGAACUUUGGCCUCUACAAUGAGCGUGUGGGUAAUCUUACUAUUGUGGCUCGUGAUGGAGACAACCUGAAGCGGAUCCUGUCCCAGAUGGAGAAGAUAGUCCGGACCACCUGGUCCAACCCACCAUCUCAGGGAGCUCGCGUGGUGGCCAUCACUCUCAACACACCGGAACUCUUCUCUGAAUGGAAGGACAACGUGAAGACCAUGGCUGACCGGGUCCUGUUGAUGAGGGCUCAGCUGAAGGCUAAGCUCCAGGCUCUGGGGACACCCGGGACCUGGGACCAUAUCACACAGCAGAUCGGCAUGUUCAGCUUCACUGGCCUCAACUCCCAACAAGUGGAAUAUAUGGUGAAGGAGAAACACAUCUACUUAAUGGCCAGUGGUCGCAUCAACAUGUGUGGUUUAACCACCAAGAACAUCGAUUAUGUGGCUGAGUCCAUCCAUGAGGCUGUCACCAAGGUCCAGUAGAGGACUGCACUACCCAUGAUUCCUCAGCACUUCUGCUGACCUGCCCAGGGACAGUGUGUGUAUCCAGGAAAAUCCUUGGAUCACGCACCCUCCCUCAACCCACCCCAAACUUACCACAUAAUACACUACGUGGCUCAGUGGUAUUCCUGCGCACAGUAGAAAUCCAUUCUCUUUUAUCCUGCAAAGUAAUACACAAAGCAGCGUAACGGUUUUAAGUGAUCAUGUUUAUAAUUUGUCUCUAUAUGUUUUCUCCCUGUGUGUCUCCUUCUUGCAGGGGAGUGUGACAUAACUGAUUUAGUUCCUGUAGUGCACUUUGUUUAAAUCCUCUGUUGUGUGUCAUUUCCAGGCCAUGUGAGGCUCAGCAUGUUUUUUUCACACUGAAUUAGUGCAAGCAUCUGUGACUGUAUUGAGAUUACCACCAGCAGUGCUGGUGCAGUGAUCUUUCACUUUUCAAACAUGUUUAUUAUCAUCCUGUGACUACCAUUAUGAUUCAUUCCCAAUGUUAAAAGCUCAUUUCUCAGUUGUGUUACUUUAGCUUAAAUUAAUAACUAUAUAACUGGGAACACUUUAAAAACAAAAUUAACAUUGAAUGUGACCAAGUUAACUGUACUUUGCUUUAUGAAGUUCAGUUCAGUUAUUCCAGGAAAAAAAAGCUGUUUACUUCUGCUGACUUGAAGAGACCAACAUGAAUGAAGUAUUAUAGCCAUUGUUUGUUGCAAUGUGAAAGGUGUCCAGAGUUCUGAAAAUAUUUUUGAACUUGAAUCAUGUAAUUUAUUAAUGACAAUGAUUUGAGGCUAAGGGGGAAGUGAAAGUUGUUAUACUGAAUACCUCAAUUUUAAUCUGUAUUUGUGGUGUGUGUCUUUGAGACGUUGCUCUGUAGUAGCAUUUUGCAGACUCCGUGUUUCAGGUUGAGUUCAGUAAGCACACGUGGUAGAAAACUGCCAGCAGAAGUUGUGACUCUUGAGUAAUCUCACUUGAGCAUACGGAGUGUUUUCUGCUGUCGCUGCACACUGACUGUCCUCAGGCUUCUGUUGUGGCAAUGUUUCUGUCAAUCACCUGCCAAGUGAAUGUUCAGUUUGCAUAGCAGUUGUCUGUCAGUAGCACUAUUGCACUAUUAUGAACACUGCCCAUCUCAGUGGUAGAAAACACACUAAUGAUCAACCAGUUUAUUGUCUUUAUCAGGUUGCACAAUAAUCCAGUAGACCAGUUAUACUCUGUAACAAGCUGAAUUUAAAUGUGAAAUGUUCUGACACAUGGCAGUCUAAUGUAAUGAAUGAACCUCACAAUAAUAAAUACAUAGUAAUUAUA